AUGGAAGAAGAGGAUUACUUGCGACGAGCAAUCGAAGAAUCUCUCAAGUCAUACCAAGCUCACGAACAAGAACAAGAAAAUGAAGGCUACGCUCGUGCAUUUGCCAGUCAUGACGAAACAGAGCAAGAAGCGAUUCAUGCUUCCCUCAUGAGCCACGCAUCCGAGCCGUCGUCGAGACUACAGCUAUGUCCCAGGAAUGAAGGAGAAGCAGAAAUCCUUGCUUCCCUGAUAAGUCAUGCUGAGACAGCAAUCCAAGCGUCCAUCAUGAGCCACGCAUCUGAAAGGUCUGCAAGAUUACAGAUGGAAAAGAUUGAAGACCGAGAAAUAGCUGCUGCAACACAGCUAUCGUUUGUGUCCAGCAAGAAGCGCAGACUCGUAGAACAAAUGAAUGAAAUAGCAACCGAGUACACUGUCGACAGGUCCGACGGCAAGCGAAUUGGUAGUUGGGAUUGUCCACUCUGCACGUUUGUAAACCAGCCUUAUGCAAACAAGUGCUCUGCAUGUGACGCCAAAGCGCCAUCACAUGUGCUAACCUUCAAUCCAUUGCCUCAAAUUCGAUUCGGUCUGGAGAUUGAAAUCGUUGUCCCUGAUGGACAUCGAGAUGGCUUCAGUUUGGAAAAGAUAGCCAGAAAACUUACAAGUAUUGGCCCUGAGAAAGUGGAAUUUCUUGGCUAUACACACGCUACGACAAGGCAUUGGAAAAUAGUCACUGACAGCAGCAUUCGAGGGAAUGACUCUGAUUUAUGCUUCGAAUUGGUUUCUCCUGUCCUGCUAGGGGACGAAGGCUUGAAUCAGCUGAGAUCUGUCAUGGAUAAUAUCCGGCGAAUCGGCGUUUCUACAAAUGCGAGUUGUGGCUUCCAUGUGCAUGUUGAUGCUGAACCAGGUAGUCCUAUAUCGAGUCUCGAGGCAAUGAAAUCUGUGUCCCGUUGCUUCGUUGCUCUUGAGAAUGCCUUCGACCUUCUUGUCUCGUUUGCAGAGAAUGAUUCACAUGGACGCAAUCGCCGUACUAACAGGAACGAAUACUGUCAAUCCAAUCGGAUGGCCUUUGGCCAGCUAUCCAACCGCCAACUAUGGAACAAGAUAUCCUCGACAAACCACAGGAAACAGCUUGUGAAGAUGAUGAAUCCAGGCUGGGAUCGCUACAGAAAACUAAAUCUGACGAACGUGACACUUCACGACCGCCCUUCGACAUAUGAGUUUCGACACCAUGGAGGAGUUCAAGAUCUUCAAGAGGCUGAAGCUUGGGUGCGGUUGAUCUUAUCCUUCUGUUUAAAUGCAACCAAACCUUGCGCUAUGCAAAAGUGCUUACUUCCAGAAGAAUCACAAGUUAAAGACGAGGUCAAGGCGUUGUUCGAUCUCGUUGAUUGUGACGGUUUGGAGCAGCUGUUCAUGGUUGAUAGGAAAUUGUUCUUGGAAGAGAGAAAUAGGAACGUUUGGAAAUGCAGAAUUUGCCAAAAGCCAUUUUCCAAUAGUCGCAGUCUAGCUCAGCAUUGUCAAGCAGUAGGUCAUUCAUAUAGUUGA
Messenger RNA from Cylindrotheca closterium, 1521 nucleotides. The record is from the annotation of a GenBank genome assembly. Lineage: Eukaryota; Bacillariophyta; Bacillariophyceae; Bacillariales; Bacillariaceae.